Drosophila persimilis is the source of this 2099-nucleotide messenger RNA. RefSeq names its product mucin-2. The transcript is spliced from 2 exons. The coding region runs from base 251 to 1741 and encodes 496 amino acids. The record is from RefSeq and is a predicted model, not a curated record. Lineage: Eukaryota; Metazoa; Arthropoda; Insecta; Diptera; Drosophilidae.
GUCACAACACUAGUCGUGUGGAGCGGAAGCCAGUGGCCCCAGGUGAACCAGUUCCGAGCUAGAGAUAUACAGAGAGACAAAGAGACAAAGAGACAGAGAGAGAGCUUUUCGAGACAGGAGCAAGUUUUGGCCAAGCGACAAAGGCCAACGGGGCCCCAAGUGAACGGUUCGACGAGUUCAUAGACGCGAUUCAUUGCCAGCCAACAGUCGCCUCGCAUUCCGGACAUUCAGUAAAUCGAUCGAGUCGAAAAUGUCGCGCAUGCCGCUCGUUGCCAUACUGCUGCUGAUAGCGGCCGCGCAGGCAGCCCCAGCAAAAGAGUCCAAAUCUGAUGGAAAAGCAACUCCAUCCGCUCCUCCGCCCAAAGAAGAGGAGGAGUCCUCCUCGCUGUCACCCAUUGAGUCUGGAACCUUUACGAUGGAUAUUGACACGGAACUCAUCCUAACCACCGAUUCGCGGGGAGAGAUAUUCUCGCAGGGCACCGACAGUCCGUUCGGCACUACGGAGGAACCAUUGCCCGAUUCCGUUGUCCUGCAACUAGAGUUAGAGCGAGCCCAGACCGCCCAGCCAGAGCUGCGCGAGACGCAGACCACCGAAAUUAACGGGACAACAGAAAAGCCCAGGAGCACGGAAACCAAUAUACAGAUUAAUGGCACCACACUAGGGACGAGGUUCAAUGCUACCACAGAACCGCCCAAGGGCAAGUACACCAGUAGCUUCUUCCAAAGCAGGCCACCAGCCAUUGGAACCGCAAAUUUGGUGGACGAAAGCGUGGCCCUCAAUAGCGAAGAAGAUAGUUUCGAGAACAGGGGAGCUACAAUGCCGCCACUCCUACAACUGAUUGAAGCUGAAGGCCAGCUGGUGGCGACGCCCAGAAUGCUUCCAGAAAUGGAAGAAUCCCGAACCGAGGCCGGUCUCUUUUGGCUGGCCAACACCGAAGCAGUCGCAAUCGAGCAAACCACACUGGUUCCGGAACAAGAAGCCAAGGAAUCCACCACUGGGGCUACUACGCAGGAGACAACAGAACUGAGUUCCACGCCGCAUUCUACAUUCACCCAGCCCCCGGUCGAAACCACCACCGAGACUAUCGAAACCACUACGACUGCUCCUAUAAUUACCACCGAGACUAUCGAGACAACGACGAAUGCUCCUAGAACUACCCCCGAGACUAUCGAGACAACGACGAAUGCUCCUAGAACUAUCACCGAGACUAUCGAGACAACGACGAAUGCUCCUAGAACUACUACCGAAACAAUCCCAACCACUACGAAUGCUCCUAGAACUACCACCGAAACAAUCAAAACCCCUACGAAUGCUCCUACAACUACUACCGAGACUAUCGAAUCCACCACCGGGACUAUCGAAACCAUCACCGAGAUUAUCGAAACCACUACGAAUGCGCCUGGAACUACCACAAGCCCUGCACCUGUACUCCUAACCACCAGACAAGCAGUAGUUUUAGGUUCUCAGCCAGAGACUACUGCCAAAAAUGUCGUGGAGACCACCACAAGCCUCCCGACCACAACUCAGAGACAAACAUCGCCAGAGACCACGACCACAAUCCGGAACACCAUCUGGACUACUAUCCCGACCACACACGGUCCGAGCACCAAUGAUGUAGCCUCGACUCCCGAGCCGCGUGCCAUUCAGACGCGUGCCCCGCGCGUCGAGCGCAUCUUCAACUCCGACGGCGUGGAGGUGCUCUACGGGUACUCUUCGGUGGUGCGGACGAAUCGGUCUUGAAGCUCUACAACCAAAAAUGUGGCCUUGUCAAGGCCAGCUAGCCAUAACGGGGAGGAGAAGAAUGAGCGAUUGAUACCCGGUUGCUCUUAGACAGUUUUCAUAUUCUAAACGAGUUAAAUAUUAAAAUAUUUAAAUAUCAUUCAGCUGACCGAAGCACAGUGUGAUAAACCAAAAAACUAAACGAAUCGGCAUGAAAUUAAAUGAUACAUAAUACAGAUACGAAUGAAUCCGCGUCGUGGAAUGCGAAUACAGAUACAAAAUAUUGUGCAAAAAUGCGUACGGUCCGCCAAGUGGGGAAAGAGAGAAAUGCUGAAGAUAAACGAUUUUAUAAAUUAUAAAUAAAACAUGAAUAGCAAUA